Daldinia childiae is the source of this 504-nucleotide messenger RNA. RefSeq lists its product as uncharacterized. The transcript has 2 exons. Lineage: Eukaryota; Fungi; Ascomycota; Sordariomycetes; Xylariales; Hypoxylaceae. Bases 1 to 504 code for a protein of 167 amino acids. The record is from RefSeq and is a predicted model, not a curated record.
AUGAACCUCUCCUUCAGCGCGGGUAACCCAGCGGAUGAUGCACAUCUACAGCGGUGCUGGAGGAUUCAGAACUGCAAGGACUGUCUGAAGAAGGAGCCGGACUGCAGUUGGUGUCCAUUUUCCUGGACAUGCGUCCCCAAUUCGAACCGGAUCCAAUUACUCGCGCCGGCAUGGGACGAGAACGUAUGUCCGCAUUGGGCUGAGCGGUGGGAAAUUCGCGCUCGGCCGCUCGGCUGUCAGGUCUCGACCAUUACCACGCUAACUUCGCUUGUUUCUAUUGCAUCAACGCUCAUCUUCGUGGUGGUCGUCACAUUGGUGGUAUCUGGGUUCCGGAGGCUUAGGGGAUAUAGUAAGAAGAACCCGGGCUGGUGGAAAAUAUGGAAAUAUGAUUGGAGGGGUUGGAACGGACUUCGGCAACAGUGGCUUCGCGUGAGGAUUGGUGAUCAAAUCGGUACAGGAGCUUGGGAAUCAAGUCGCGAGCAGGAGCCAUUGCUACCGUCCUGA